Caenorhabditis angaria is the source of this 1079-nucleotide messenger RNA. NCBI's taxonomy places the organism in Eukaryota, Metazoa, Nematoda, Chromadorea, Rhabditida, Rhabditidae. The record is from the annotation of a GenBank genome assembly.
AUGGCAUGUGCUCGUGUAUUGGAUUCACUAGAAGAUGUUAAAGGAGCGGUGUGGUUAGUUGAAUGAAAUUAAAUUUUUUUUUUCAUAUAUGCAUUAUUUUUAGGGCGAUAUUAUGUUUCAAAGCGAUGGAUAACCUUUUCAAAAUCUUAAAAACUGAUCAGCGAGAAGGAUUAUGUUUCGAAAUCCGCGAUUUUCGAGUGGGUUUGAUAGCUACGGGAUUUUAUUUCAAAAAAAAAAAAAAAAAAAAAAAUUUUUUUUUUUUAAAAAGUUUUUUUUCCAAUCAUGAAAUUCCUAAAUCUAGUUAUUUUUAGGUGUUUAUUAAGGCUGGAAGAGGUGGAAUCGAAUUCUGUAAGGGUUAUCCAUCGUCCAAAAUUCCGCAAUUUUGUAUCAUUCCGCAAUUUUGUAUUAUCAACAUAACAGACGACAUUUCACCAGAAGUUGUCGUUUUGGGUUGGGUGAGUGAUUGAAAUAUGAAAUUUUGAGCGUAUAUUUCGACAUAUUUCAGAUUCCAAUGAAUCUAAGUUGGAAAAUUCGAGAAGUUAAAGUCGAUAUUAAAUGUGGAAUCGAGAAUCCUCCACGAAUCUGGUUUGACAGACUCGGCGACUUCUUUGGUAACAUCCACAUCGACUCUCAAUCCCGAAAACAUCAGCCUAAUCACUGUAAGUGUAAAAAAGUGCUUUAUUGGAAACAAAAAAAAACAAGUUCAGACAGGUUCUUGAACGGAAAUAGUAGGAAAAUUAGGAAAACGAAUGAAGAUCAAUAAGAGAGUGAGUUCAAUAAGGUAUUUAAAGGGCCUAGAAGGGUAUUUUUACCUAACAAAUUCCAGUUUGCUCUGAUCGGAGAGAAGGGUAAAAAUCAAAGAAACAGGAUUUGGUGGCGAUAUUGGAUAUUGGGAGAGAAUGUAGUGAAAGCGCUCGGACAAUCGGCCAUUUUUGUUCAAGUCAGAAGAAAAAUUCUGAAAAUCUCGAUGACACAAUCACAAAAAUUAAGGUAAAUUCAAUGGAAAAAUGCGCUUUUUAAAAAACUUUUUAUGUUUCAGACAUAUCCAAAAGUUUUCACCUACGCAUCUCGUGGAAUAA